Messenger RNA from Hippocampus zosterae (dwarf seahorse), 903 nucleotides. RefSeq lists its product as uncharacterized. The transcript has a single exon. Gene Ontology annotation, molecular function: protein serine/threonine kinase activity; ATP binding. The record is from RefSeq and is a predicted model, not a curated record. Lineage: Eukaryota; Metazoa; Chordata; Actinopteri; Syngnathiformes; Syngnathidae. Gene Ontology annotation, biological process: protein phosphorylation; signal transduction. Gene Ontology annotation, cellular component: cytoplasm.
AUGAUAAGCCUGCCGAAUUACGAGUUGGUGCGAGUGAUUGGCUCGGGGUCUUUCGGGUACGUGUUCGAGGGGCUGGACCGAACCCAUGGCCGCAAGGUGGCCAUCAAGCGGGUCGAAAAGGUCGGCAAAUGUCUGAGCCGGUAGUAUGAAAUUCUCUUUCUCAUCAAGGACUCGCCCCAUGUCGUCCACGUGCUGGACUUCUUCUACUCCAAGACCGAGAGCAACAAGCUCGUGCAGAAUAUCGUGUUCGAGUACUGCGAGGACAACCUGGAGCACUGGCUGCAGAGCCUGCGCAAGGACAAGCGAGCCACCCCCCUGCCCCAGGUCAAGGCCUUCAUGCGCCAGCUGCUGCUCGGCCUCCGCGACAUCCACGCGAAGGGCGUGGCGCACCGCGACCUCAAACCCGAAAACAUCCUGCUGCAGAACGGGACCGCCAAAAUUUGUGACUUCGGCAGCUCGAAGGUCAUCGACAAAAAGGGGAAGAAUACUCCCUACAUCGUCAGCCGCUACUACCGCGCCCCCGAGCUCAUGCUCUGUCUAACUGACUAUGACACCGCCAUAGACAUCUGGGCCGCGGGCUGCAUCCUGGCCGAACUGGUCCUGCAGGACGCGCCCUUCCGCGGCCGGUCUGAGGGAGAUCAGCUGUUCGCCAUCUUCCGGACUCUGGGCUCGAUGAGCGAGCGCGAGCUGAAUCACUACCGUGGCAAGGUGCCGUUCGAAAAGGACCUGCUGAACAAGCUGGGCUCAUUCUAGCCUAAAGACGUGAAACAGCAGUUCGUGGCGCGGGGGGUGGGCUAGCCCGACGCAGAGGAACUGUUCGACCUGAUGGGGCGGAUGCUGCGCUACAUCCCCGAGGAGAGGGUGACUGCGGACGAGGCCCUAGCCCAUCCCUUCUUCCAGUGA